Messenger RNA from Trichosurus vulpecula (common brushtail), 1471 nucleotides. It is a transcript of the gene MARVELD3, whose product is annotated as MARVEL domain containing 3. Gene Ontology annotation, cellular component: membrane. Bases 1 to 1455 code for a protein of 484 amino acids. The transcript has 3 exons. Lineage: Eukaryota; Metazoa; Chordata; Mammalia; Diprotodontia; Phalangeridae. The record is from RefSeq and is a predicted model, not a curated record.
AUGGAAGAGGCGCCGGAGGCUCGGGAUUCCCGGGAUUCCCGUCCCCGGGACAGACCGAAGGACCGAGACCACGGCCUGGAGAGACAAAGGGAUAGAGAUCACGGCGCGGAGAGACAGAGGGACAGAGAUCAUGGCCAGGAAAGACAGCGGAACAGAGAUCACGACCCGGAGAGACAGCGAGACAGAGAUCUCGUCGCCGAGAGACAGCGGGACAGGGAUCACGAGCCGGAGAGACAGCGAGACAGAGAUCACGGAGCGGAGAGACAGCGGAACAGAGAUCACGACCCGGAGAGACAGCGGAACAGACACAGACGGCGGGACCAAGACGGGGACAGACCUAGAGACCCAGACCGGGAUAGGCGGGGCGACCGAGUUGGGGACAGGCAAAGGGACCGAGAUCCAGACAGAAGGGGGGACAGAGACCGGGACUGGAGGGAGAACAGAGACUGGGACAGGCGGGGAGACCGAGAUGGGGACAGGCGGAACGAGCGAGACCCCCGUCUGGGCAGACAGGACUGGGAGCACCCCCGCUCGAAUGGACAAAGGGUUCGAGAAAAAUCCCUGCAAAGCAGGACUCAGGACGUAGUUUGGGAGCAGCCCCGGGACAGAGCCCCUCCUCCCUGGACUGCCCUGGGGGAAACACAAGAUCCCUGGUCUCAGAGGAGGACCGGUUUCGGACGGUCGGAAAGUGACUACCCUUCAGGGAGAUCUCUGCCCUUUAGCCCAAGGCCUGGUUUGGAAGAGGUUGAAUACUACCAGUCUGAGUCUUCCGGCCUCCUGGACUGCCACAAAUGCAGAUACCUGUGCACUGGGAGAGGUGUGUUACAGAUAGUGGAAGUGAUAUUGAAUGGAAUGGUUCUCAUUUGCAUCGUGGCCUCCUACUUUGUCCUGGCUGGUUUCAGUGCCAGCUUUGCAAGCAGUGGCCUUGGUAACAGCUAUUACUCUCCCUUUGAAGGGACGGAACUGGAGCAGGUUCGACAGCUGGACCAGCAGUAUACGAUCCUGCGAGCACCACUUGUGUACGGUGGCUUGGCCGUCUCCCUAGGCCUUGGGGUCCUCACCAUGGGAGUUUUAGUCCGAGGAGCCAAGAGCCCUGAGAAGCUGCCUAGGAAGUGGCUGCUUGUGGAAGCUGUCUUCAGCCUCCUGGCAGCAGUCGGCUAUUGCGUAGGUACCGGCAUCUUCCUUCACGCAGCUCUACGCAUCAACGCCACCGAUACCUGCAAAAAUCGGGAGAGGCUGUAUGCUCGCAAUGGGCUCACCUGGAUGAAUUGUCAGCUGGCAGGCACCGACGGGGCAGCUGCCACCUUUGCUUGUCUUCUGGUGAUCACUUAUGGAGCUAGUGUCGUGUUGGCCAUUCGGAGUUACAGACAGCAGCAGCAGCAUCCUGAGGACAGCAGAAAGCCGCACAGCACCUACAGUGGUCCAUCAGGAUACUGGGGGUCAGGGACUUUGUGAGAGUCUCCUCUUACCC